Molecule: messenger RNA, 669 nt
Organism: Thlaspi arvense
Lineage: Eukaryota; Viridiplantae; Streptophyta; Magnoliopsida; Brassicales; Brassicaceae
Source: the annotation of a GenBank genome assembly
AUGGCCUCACUAGCUUCUUGGGUUUUGUCUCCAUCUUCUUCUUCUCUCGCCUUUAAUCGUCGCCGGAGAUUACAUUUGGCGAAAGCCACGGUCGAUGGUAUCGUUCCACCGGCACAAAGUCAAAUCCCUAACAAAGAGGUAACGGAGAGCGUGAAGCUGUUAAAAACCGCGGCAAAAACUCGAAAAGUUGCAGCGGACGAGAUUUUAACUGCCUUCUCCGCCAUUGAAAAGGCUAAGAUUGAUCCAUCCACAUUCCUCGAAACACUGGGUGGAUCCGAGUCCCCUGGACGAACAUGGAUGCUGAUCUUCACUGCCGAGAAGAAACUGCAGAAAGGUCGUUAUUUCCCUCUAACCGCUGUUCAGAGGUUUGAUGCUGCGGGAAAAAGAAUAGAGAAUGGUGUGUAUCUUGGUCCGAUAGGAGCUUUGACAUUCGAAGGAAGGUUUUCAUGGAAGAACCGUAUCCUGGCUUUCAUCUUCGAACAGAUUCGCAUCAAGAUUGGACCUUUAGAUCCUCUAGAGAUCGGUUUAGGGAAGAAAGACGCAAAGGAAGAGCCGAGUAACAAAGACCCUUUCUUCAUUUGGUUUUACGUUGAUGAAGAAAUAGCUGUUGCUCGAGGAAGAAGCGGCGGUACAGCUUUCUGGUGUCGUUGUCGCCGCAUUGCUUCGUGA